AGAGCUGCAUAGGACGCCGUAGGAGACAGGAGUGCGUACGUCGCGACUGUCGCGAGUCAUCGAUUUCUUUUAGAGGUUUCAACAGUACAUACAAGAGGUGUAUUUGUACCUUAUUGUUGUUAUAUAUCAUUAUUGAUAAAAAAAAUAGCUAUAUUUAUCUCGUUGUGAAUCGAAAUUUAACGAUUCGUCACAUCGUCACAUUUUGAUUAUUUAUAGUUUAGAAACUUAUGAUGGAGAAUAAGAUAAUUAAUCAGAAAGAAUACUUGAAAAAAUACACAUCCUUAGGUGAUGAUUUUGAUGAAAAAAAGAAGAAAAAGAAGAAGAAGAAGCAUAAAACGGGAGCGAAAACAUUAAAAAUUAUAGACGAUGAUAUAGACUUGAAAAAUAUGAGGCCCAUUGAAGAAGGUGAAUUCGAUAUCCUUUUAGAGGGAGAAGAUGCUCCUCAAAUCGCUGGUGUAGUUGACGAACGUGGACCAGUUGAUUUCACGGAUAAGCGAAGGUGGAAGAUUAUAACCGAGAAUGACGAAGGCGAUUUAAUGAUUAUUAAUCAUAUUGCCGAGAAGGAAAAAAGAGAUUUGGACGAGACAAGUGUCAAGCAGAUCGAUGAUAACUUCGAUUUGAGUCCACCCAGAGCUAAGCAUCCUAAAAAUAAAUAUAUGGCUUCAAGUCCUCACGGACGAUCUAAAGAUGACAAUUCAGAUCUGAGUCCACCUAGAUCGAAGCAUUCUAAAAACAAACGUGCGGAUUUGAGUUCGGAUGAACGAACGAAAGAUGAUAACUCCGAUCUGAGUCCACCUAGACCGAAGCAUUCUAAAGACAAACACUCAAACUCACGAUCUAGACGAUCUAAAAAUGACGAUUCAGAUUUGAGUCCACCUAGACAAUCGAAAAAUUAUGAUUCGGAUUUGAGUCCACCUCGACAGUCCAGAAAUAAUGAUUUUGAUUUGAGUUCACAUAGGAAAUCUAAAAAUUACGAUUCGGAUCUGAGCCCACCUCGACAGUCCAGAAAUAAUGAUUCUGACUUGAGUCCGCCUAGGAAAUCUAAAAAUUAUGACUCAGACUUAAGUCCACCUAGAAGUAAGAAGCAUCGGACUUCGGCUCGCGGUACGUCCGGACGAAGCUACCGAAGUUCAGGUAACAGAGACAGUGAUUCGGAUUUUAGUCCACCUAGAAAAAAUCGGAAACAGAAUCUAGAUACAGAUUUAUAUGAAAGCAGAAAGAAAACGAAGAGCAGAGAUUCGGAUUUAAGUACAUCUCGGCAUAACGAGCACCGAUCCCGGAGAGAUAAUUCGCCACGUUCCAUUUCGCAGAGAGACGACAGGGGGUACGAUUAUUACGAUAAAAAGCAUUCAUCCAGAUCCAGUAGGCAAGAUGAUUCAAGAUCGAGCAGGGAUAAACGAGAGAAGAGAUAUGAUGAUAGAGAUCGUAAAUCUCAAUCGUACUCAGAUACGCGGGAGAAAAGAAAAAGGACGCGUUGGGACGAGGAAACAAAAGAUUCCGAGCGUGAACGCGCGGGAAAUCAUUCCAAGGAUCACGAUAGUCGCGCGACAAAGACGUUAGACGGGAAAACAGCAGGAUUCCAGGCUGCGAAAGCGUUGCGAGAAGAAACAGAAGCCUAUAAACGGCGAGAGGCGGAGCACUUUAGCAAGCUAAGUAAAGAGAUCACCGGGGAAGGACAAGCUACGAUUGUGCGUGACAAAAUGGGAAGAAAGCGCAAUUUGGAAGUAGAAGCAGUGGAGAAACGAGAAGAGGAAAUGAAGCAGCGAGAAAUAAAUGAGAAGUACGCCAAAUGGGGCAAAGGCUUGAAACAAGUGGAGGAUCAUGAGGAAAGAUUAAAAAGUGACCUGCACGAGAUGCAGAAACCUUUAGCGAGAUACGCGGACGACGCGGAUCUAGAUAAACAACUGAGAGAGCAAGAGAGGGAGGGUGAUCCUAUGCUAAAGUAUAUAAAACAGAAACAAAUAAAGGAGGGAAAAAGAAAGCCAGAUCCGCCGCAAUACCAAGGUUCGUACGCGCCAAAUCGAUUCGGCAUUAAGCCUGGUCAUCGGUGGGACGGGGUCGAUAGAAGUAAUGGAUAUGAGAAGAAGUGGUACGAAGCACAAAAUGCGAAAGUAGCAUUACAAGAAGAUGCCUAUAAGUGGAGUACAGCCGACAUGUGAUCAUGUUCACACAUAUUACUUAUAGAGCAGAAGUUUCCAAUUCUAUUUCCAUCGAUCGUUAAAUAAAGAGGAAUUAAUAAAGGACAUUUUAAAUAUUUUAAUAAUAUAAA
Molecule: messenger RNA, 2269 nt
Organism: Wasmannia auropunctata (little fire ant)
Lineage: Eukaryota; Metazoa; Arthropoda; Insecta; Hymenoptera; Formicidae
Product: BUD13 homolog
Exons: 6
Coding region: 228-2159 (643 amino acids)
Biological process (GO): mRNA splicing, via spliceosome
Cellular component (GO): RES complex; U2-type spliceosomal complex
Molecular function (GO): RNA binding
Source: RefSeq, a predicted model, not a curated record